This is a messenger RNA of Morus notabilis, 2685 nucleotides long. RefSeq names its product transcription factor bHLH130. Gene Ontology annotation, biological process: regulation of transcription by RNA polymerase II. The transcript has 6 exons. Gene Ontology annotation, molecular function: RNA polymerase II cis-regulatory region sequence-specific DNA binding; DNA-binding transcription factor activity, RNA polymerase II-specific; protein dimerization activity. NCBI's taxonomy places the organism in Eukaryota, Viridiplantae, Streptophyta, Magnoliopsida, Rosales, Moraceae. Gene Ontology annotation, cellular component: nucleus. Bases 942 to 2195 code for a protein of 417 amino acids. The record is from RefSeq and is a predicted model, not a curated record.
UCUUCUGAAAAUAGGGAAUAGGCCAAAUAGCUAAUAAAAAGUAAUGCUCUUCUUCUUCAUUUAUUUUCUCUAAACUCGAAUCUAAUCCUUUUUUCAGACCUUUGGCCUACGUGGAGAUGAUCUGGCCAUUAUUUCUCUCUUUACAAAAGCAAGCUUUCUGUAAUAAUGAGCUCUGUUAGGGGCAUUACCGCCAUAUUGAUAUAACAUACCAAAUCUGGGGGACUUAGAUUUCUGGGCUCUGUUUGCUUCCCAUUAGUUGAAGUCUCAGAAUUGGGGAAAAAAAAAUAAAAAAUAGUUCUUUUUUCUUUCUCACCAAAAAAAAAAAAAAAAAAAACGCACGGAGAGAGAUUAGCUUCUCUCUCUUCACUCACUGGCAUCAAGAACAAGAAGACCACUGCCACUUCCACCACCACCCCUCCAUCUGAAACUGUAGAGAGAGAGAGAUAGAGAGAGAGAAAAACAGUUCUAGAGCGAGAAAUUCCAGAGAUUGUUUGUAGAGAUGGAAAGUUGGGAGAGAGAGAGCUCCUGGUUUUAAUUCGUCCUCUGCUCUAGUAUAUGUUACUUUUGCUUAUUCAGUUAUAGCUUUAGGUUUUUUAUUAUGCAAUCAUCUUUCUGAGUUAGAAUAAUUCAGAUUCAGAAAUAGAAAAAGGGUGAUUAUUAGAUUUGACAGUUGCUGAGAAAAUUCCCAUCAAAUUUUGUGCCCUUUUUGCUCUCUGUUACUCUCUGUUUCCCUCUGUUUCAAUUUCUCAGCCAAGAAUUAGCCAGAAAAACUUUUUCUGCAGCUUUUGAUUUGAUCUGUAAAAACAUUUUCUGUAGCUUUUGAUUUGAUCUGAUCAGAAGAAAAGUGACCCAGAAAGUUAUAAGCUUUUUUUUCUUCAAGUUGAAGUAUUUGAAAAGAAAAGAAAAUUGAAGAAAAGAUAGAGAAGAGGAAGGAGAAAGCUAUGGAGUCGUCAGAUCUCCAGCACCAUCACCAUCAUCAUCAUCAACAAAUGAACUCCGGGCUGAUGCGUUACCGAUCGGCGCCGAGCUCGUACUUCACAGAUAUGUUGGACAGAGAAUUCUGCCAACAGUUCUUCAACAGACCUUCCAGCCCAGAAACCGAGCGAAUCUUCGCUCGCUUCAUGAACAGCGACGGCGGUGGCAGCAGCAACAACAACAACACCGCAGAAGUUGAGGAUUUGCAAAAGGUUAACGACAACGCCGAAGCAGAAGCUGCGGUUCUUCGGAAUCAGCAGCAGCAGCAGCAGCAACAACAGCAACAACAGAGUAAUAAUAUCAUCAGCGGCAAUUAUUCGUCUUCUUCUAGCUUUUACCAGAGCUCGUCAAAGCCACCUUUGCCGAACCAGGGAAUCAGUUCUGGUAACACCAAUGAAGGGUCUUAUUCAAUGGGCAUGAAUCAGUUUCCGCCGAUGAGAACCGGCGGUAUCAGUAAUUCCAAUCUCAUCAGACAUAGUAGCUCUCCUGCUGGACUUUUCGCCAAUAUCAAUAUUGACACUUCCGGUUUUGGUGCAAUGAGAGGCAUGGGGACAUAUGGAGCGAGUGACAGCACUGAUGAAGAAGCGUCUUUUUCUACUCCGAGUAGAUUGAACAAGUUUUCAUCAGGGCCGGCUUCUUCGACGGGUCUAAUGAGUCCAAUAGCUGAAAUUGACGACAAAACCAUGGUGGGAAACAGUCAAGACACCGGGGCUUUUGGAGAUAGUCGGAGCAAUAGUUUUGUGUCAAGUUUCCCAAUGGGUUCGUGGGAUGACUCUCCAAUUAUGUCGGAAAAUAUCACUGGGUUGAAGAGGCUAAGAGAUGAUCAUGAUGUGAAACAAUAUUCAUCAGAAACUCAGAAUGUGGAGAGUGGAACUCGGCCUUUGGCUCAUCACUUGAGUUUGCCGAAAACAUCAUCGGAAAUGGCUGCCAUUGAGAAGUUCUUGCAGUUUCAGGAUUCUGUUCCUUGUAAGAUUCGAGCCAAGCGGGGUUGUGCCACUCACCCACGAAGUAUUGCCGAAAGGGUAAGAAGAACCCGAAUCAGUGAACGGAUGAGGAAGCUGCAAGAGCUUGUGCCCAACAUGGAAAAGCAAACAAACACAGCCGACAUGUUAGAUUUGGCCGUUGAGUACAUUAAAGACCUUAAAAAACAAGUACAGACGCUUUCUGAUAGUCGUGCCAAGUGUACGUGUUCAAGCAAGCAGCAGCAGCAGCAGCAAUAACACAGAAAGCUUGGGGAGCGACUUUGUUUAUGUACAGAAUCAUAUCAGAAUUUGAGGGGAAAGUCUAGUAAAAAGCUGAGAUGAUGCAUUGUCUUUUAGCUUUUGCACUGUCAAAGAAGAAUACGUUAGCGAGCUAUUAAUUAUAAUUAUAUUAUUAUUAUUAUAAUCAUAAUAAUAAUAUAGAUAGUGAGAAAAGGCUGGUUAAAAAAAAAAACUCCUGUAGGAUCCGGAUCCAUUGAUGACAUAUUAACAUAUGAUAGAAAAUCAAAUCUGUAUAGUAUAUAUUUUUCUUCCGCGUGUAACCUGUAAGAUUUACCAUCACAUGUGCUUUCACUUCUGUAUCCCAACCACUAGAAUUACAUCUGUUUACUUUUCAUUUACUUUUUUCCACGCUUUCCUUGUUGCAUGGGAAGCAUGUGAGAAUAAAUUUUUUUCUCUCUUAAAAUAGUGGGGAAAAAUUGACGGAGCACAACUGUUCAUUGGAAUUAUU